CAAGAGGGGACCCCUGCUCCACGGUGCCCCCUGCAGUCUGGCACUGGGCUCAGCAGCAGCAGGCAAGCCGGACCAGGAUGGCGGAGAACGGGCUGGGAUGGCGGGGCAAAGUGCUGAACCUGGAGUCCAUGAACCCCUGCAUCAAGAAGGUGGAGUACGCCGUGCGGGGCCCCAUCGUCACCCGAGCCGUCCAGCUGGAGAAGGAGCUCAAAGAGGGAGUGAAGAAACCUUUCACCGAGGUGAUCCGAGCCAAUAUCGGUGAUGCCCACGCCAUGGGGCAAAAGCCAAUCACUUUCCUGCGCCAGAUCUCCGCCCUCUGCAUGUGCCCAGAGCUUCAGAACAACCCCAACUUUCCAAAGGAUGCCAAGGAGAAAGCCAGCAAGCUGCUGGCAGCAUGUGGGGGGCAGAGCAUCGGUGCUUACAGUGCUAGCCCAGGGAUCGACUGCAUCCGCCAAGACGUAGCCAGCUUCAUUGAGAGAAGAGAUGGGGGCAUUUCAUCCAACCCAGAGAACAUCUUCCUUUCCACAGGCGCCAGUGAUGCCAUCGUGACCAUCCUGAAGCUGCUGGUGUCGGGGGCGGGGCGUUCCCGCACAGGGGUGCUCAUCCCCAUCCCCCAGUACCCCCUCUACUCAGCAGCCCUGGCGGAGCUGAACGCUGUGCAGGUCAACUACUACCUGGACGAGGACAACUGCUGGGCCCUGAACGUGGAGGAGCUGCGGAGAGCAGUGCGGGAAGCUCGGAAGCACUGCCACCCCCGGGCCCUGUGCAUCAUCAACCCGGGCAACCCCACCGGGCAGGUUCAAAGCCGCAAAUGCAUCGAAGACGUCAUCCACUUUGCUUGGGAGGAGCAGCUCUUUCUCCUGGCUGAUGAGGUUUAUCAAGAUAACAUUUAUGCCAAGGGCUCCGAAUUCCACUCCUUCAAGAAGGUGCUCUUUGAGAUGGGGCCCAAGUACUCGGGAACGCUGGAGCUGGCCUCCUUCCACUCCAUCUCCAAGGGCUUCAUGGGCGAGUGUGGUUUCCGGGGAGGCUACAUGGAAGUGAUUAACAUGGACCCCGGGGUCCAGCAGCAGCUCUCGAAGCUGGUCUCGGUGCGUCUGUGUCCCCCCAUUACCGGGCAGAUCGUCCUGGAUGCCGUGGUGAACCGGCCUCAGCCUGGAGACCCCUCCUACGAACUCUUCGACCAGGAGAAGCAGGCUGUGCUGGCGGCCCUCGCCGAGAAGGCACGGCUCACGGAGGAGGCCUUGAAUCGAGCCCCUGGCUUCCGCUGCAAUCCGGUCCAGGGGGCCAUGUACGCCUUCCCCCAGAUCCAGUUGCCCCCUCGAGCUGUGGAAGCGGCCAAGGCCCAAGGGAAGGCCCCGGACAUGUUUUUCUGCCUCCAGCUGCUGGAAGAGACGGGGAUCUGCGUGGUGCCAGGGAGCGGCUUUGGGCAGAGGGAGGGCACCUUUCACUUCAGAAUGACCAUCUUGCCCCCCGUGGAGAAGCUCCAGAUCCUGCUGCAGAAGCUGACCCAGUUUUACGCCAAGUUCGUCCAGGAAUAUUCCUAACCUGCAGGGCCCCAGCACCGGGGGUGGGUGGGAAGGGGCACCGGAGGGAGGCUGGGGCAAGGGUAGGGAAGACUCCAACCUCCACAGUCACCUUCCAGCGGCCCCCUGGUCCUGUCACGGCCACCCUCUGCAAGGCCCGCUCCUGUCCGAGCAAUAAAAGAUGGCGGCACGCGGAAUGGC
This is a messenger RNA of Heteronotia binoei (common prickly gecko), 1724 nucleotides long. Its product is annotated as alanine aminotransferase 2-like. Gene Ontology annotation, biological process: biosynthetic process. The coding region runs from base 78 to 1544 and encodes 488 amino acids. The record is from RefSeq and is a predicted model, not a curated record. Gene Ontology annotation, molecular function: pyridoxal phosphate binding; L-alanine:2-oxoglutarate transaminase activity. Lineage: Eukaryota; Metazoa; Chordata; Lepidosauria; Squamata; Gekkonidae. The transcript is spliced from 12 exons.